CUCCCCUUCCCCAUUGUUCACGCCUCCAUCCAUUCCCGACCCAGCGAGUCCGGCGAUUCUUCCGCCGGCCGCCGGCCGCCUGCCGUCCGUACUGCCUCCACCACCCGUCUUCUUCGCCAACCUCACCGCCCGUCAUCUCCGCCAGCCCUCGCCUCGCCGCCCUUGCCAGAUAAUCAACCUUUGGUUUUCGAUUCAUCAGCAGCUAGAGCAGAACCAGAACCGGUGAGUUCGGUCUCCCUUAAAUCAGCAUUGGGUUUUCGAUUUUUGAUUCCCCCGGAGAAGAAAAGGCGACGUGAACUGGAAGGGAAUAUUCAGUUACAAAAGCAGGGGAGAGGUGGCUUCCUUCUAGAUCGAAGUCCAUAUCUAAAACGAAAGGUCGAGCUCGGUGGCGGCGCAAACUCUCGGUAGGCGAAUCAGAUGGGAAAGCUGCGGCGGCGGAGUCUAUGCUCGUGGAAUCGAUUAGUGAAUUGGAGAAAAUGGGCGAUUUUGAUUUGGAGUUCAAGGAGGGUUUUUUGGCCAUAGUGGGGUGAUGCCAUGAAGGGUUUUUGGGAUCGGUGGAGGAAGCUAGAACAGGUUGAGCAGGGAAGAAGAAGAGGCAUUUGCCGGCGACGGUUCGAAGAACGGAGGACGAUUGGAGGGCAGACGAUUCCACUCGAGGCAGAGGGAUUUCGAGAUCCAUUACCCACCGCCCGCCGCCGCCGCCGCCGCAUAGGACUCCAAACAAGUACUCGCCCCACCACCACAGCAUCUUCCAUUGUCAAUUGAGGACGUUGUGGUGUGUUCUCCGGCGACCUUGACGCAGCAGAGAGAGGCGGC
Messenger RNA from Linum tenue, 816 nucleotides. The record is from the annotation of a GenBank genome assembly. NCBI's taxonomy places the organism in Eukaryota, Viridiplantae, Streptophyta, Magnoliopsida, Malpighiales, Linaceae.